Molecule: messenger RNA, 2430 nt
Organism: Vicia faba (fava bean)
Lineage: Eukaryota; Viridiplantae; Streptophyta; Magnoliopsida; Fabales; Fabaceae
Source: the annotation of a GenBank genome assembly
AUGCAAUGCAUGUGGGCGAGAAGUAGAAGGGCCUUUAGUAUCAUGGAUUUUCUAGGACAAAAUCGGCGUUUCUAUCCAGGUCUCCCACUGUACAAUAGUAUUUUAAGCUCCUGCACAAAAAUCCAGAAUUUAAUUCAAGCUAGAAAAUGUUUGGACUUGAUGGAAAAGCAAAUGAUAGGAAAGAGUGAAGUUACGUAUACCGCACUUCUCAAGCUUGCAGUUUUGCAGAAAAACUUGCCUGCAGUCCAUAUAAUUUGGCGGGAGUAUAUCAAGCUUUAUAGUAUGAGUAUCAUUGCUCUGCGUAAAUUUAUUUGGUCAUUUACAAGGCUGGGAGAUCUAAAAUCUGCGAAUAGAACACUACAACAGUUGGUGGCAUUAGCCACGAGGGAAAACAUUUCUAUUGCUAGAACAGUUUAUGGGAAGUUGUAUUCUACUAGAUUGGACAUUCCUGUUCCUGCAAAUGACGGGCUAGGAUCAACCAUAUUGGACCUGUGGAAGAGCAGACAACAUAGCUCUUGUAUACUCUCUCCUAGUUUGCAUUUACUAGACACUAUUUCUGCAAGUAAGGAGCAGAAAUUUAUUUGUAUGGAUGAUAAAAAAGCCAAGAAUACUGAUGUAAAUGGGCUGAAUGGACAAAAGCACUCACUGCUUAUGAAGGUUCUUAGGUGGUCUUUUAAUGAUAUAAUACAUGGGUGUGCAAAAGAAAAAAACUAUAUGCUUGCUUGGAAGCUUAUGUUACAGAUGCAAAAUCUUGGUUUGAAGCCGUCCAGCCAUACAUAUGACGGCAUUAUUAGAGCAGUUGUUUCUCAAAGAAGUUUUGGGGAUGCCAUGAGAAUGUUAAAAAAAAUGCAGCAGGAGAAUUUGAAGUUAUACGACUCAACUCUAGCUACACUUUCAGUUUCUUUCAGCAGAGAACUACAGUUAGACUUAGCCGAGUCUUUGCUGAAUCAGAUUUCUGAUUGCUUGUAUCCACAUCCUUACAAUGCUUUGCUGGCAUCAUGUGAUGCACUGAAUCAACCUGAGCGGGCGGUGCGGGUGUUUGCAAAGAUGAGGAAAAUAAAACUUCUACCUGAUAUGAGAACAUAUGAGCUUCUGUUUUCAUUAUUUGGUAUUGUUAAUGCCCCAUACGAAGACAGUAGUGUGAUGUCACAAGUGGAUGCUGCCAAAAGAAUAAAUGCUAUAGAAAGGGAUAUGGCAAAUAAUGGCUUUCUGCAUAGUCAUCGUUCAUUGAAAAAUUUAUUGAAAUCCCUUGGAGAAGAGGGAAUGAUAAGAAAGCUUAUCCAAUAUUUGCAUGUGGCAGAGAAUCUUUUCAUAUAUAGUAAUCCUUCAUUGGGAACAGAUAUGUACAACAUAGUGUUGCAUUAUCUUGUUGAAGCCCAAGAAAGCCACAUGGCAAUUCAAAUUUUCAAGAAGAUGAAGUUGUGUGGCUGCCACCCUGAUUCCACUACAUACAAUAUAAUGAUUGACUGUUGUAGCGUCAUAAGAAGUUAUAGGUCUGCUUCUUUGUUGAUUUCAAUGAUGAUACGGGAAGGGUUUUGUCCAGUAGCUUGUACAUAUACUGCUCUCAUUAAGAUUUUGUUGGAAGAUGAGAAUUUUAAUGAAGCCCUGAAUGUUCUGGAAAGAAUCAAAUUGGAUGGUAUCCAACUUGAUGUACUGCUGUUUAACACAUUUCUCCGCCAAGCAUGUUACAAGGGAAGGAUCGAUGUAAUUGAGUUUAUUGUGGAGUUUAUGCACCAAGAAAAAGUUCAGCCUGAUCCAACAACAUGUGAAUAUGUCUUCUCUGCAUAUGUAAACUCAAGUUUUCACAAUACAGCAAUAGAAGCAUUGCAGGUUUUAAGUUUGCGUAUGAUGUCUGAAGAUGGCAACAUACUCAAAGAGAGGAAAAAUUUUGUGGAUGAAUUCAUCCUUGAUGAGGAUUUGGCUUCUGAGUCACACAUAUUUAAAUUAUUUGAAGAUUCAGAAGAUGAAGUUGCAAUAGGGUUGUUGAAUUUAAGAUGGUGUGCCAUAGUUGGAUUUCCAAUAUGUGAGUCAGCUGACCAGAGUCUAUGGGCUAAAAGACUUGAGUUGCGAUUUCUAAAGAGGCUAGCGUCUGGUUCCAGAAGAGGAGAGCAAUUGUUAUGUCAUCAAGGGUUAGGUUUUUCUCCGGGAAGUCUCAUGAAAUGGUUGGGGGGGUUUUCACUAUUGGGAAAACGCAUUAUGCAGACACAAUAUCAUGUCAGUUCUUCAUUUCUCCAGCUCUGCACAAGAGUUAAGAAUUUACAAAAAGGAAUAUGCUUAUGGUUAAGAGAGAAGUUUAACAGGAAACGCAAUAAUCUUAGGUGCUCUGGUAGUCAUGGCAUGGGUGGUAUUAAGAUAGAUGUUAACAAGCUGAGAGGCUGUUGUAGGAGAAAGCUUAUUGAAGCUAGGAUAAUGAAGUGUUUGAGAAGAUGA